UCUUCUACAUUCAGCGCUUUUAUUUGAUAUAAAAAUACCGAAUUUUUUAUUUUAUUCGUGAUUUUAUUAUUAAUGGUUUAAAUAAUAGAUAUAGAAUGCUGCCGUAUGUUGAAAUUAUUUGUAUUAUUAUGUACGGUUAAAAUUUCAGGUUUAUUUGUUUUUAUUCGACUACUUAGAAUUCAAUAAAAGAUGAUGAAAGCUUUUUAAUUUUCAGAUUUAAAAUGACCGGGAGAAGACUUGUUUGUGCAGCUUUUAGAGUUCUUAAUAAAGAACGGUUUUGGUUUUGCAAUCAAUCGUCUUUCCUUUCUGCGAAUAUUUCUCUGAAUCGCUCAAUUCCGCCAUUUGUUCCACAGAGGACCUUUAAUAGCUCGGCACUUUUUUACAGCAGAAAACAGCAGGUAGACAGUUCUGAUCUUACACCUGACACUAUGGUCGUUUUCGUAGAUUCUAAACAAAAACAAACAACAAUGGAAUACAAGGAGCUUUUAGAAAAGGUUGGUGAGAGACAUCUAGUGAGAAUAGUUCGAACUAAGAAGAAGGAAGAUAUUCCUCAUUUUAAAAUCAUGUCUGAUGUUGAUUUAGAGAUAGCCCUCAGAAAACAGAAGAAUGAGACUGCUUACCUUGGAAGUAAGGAGAUAUUAGAAACUGAAGAGGGACGGAUUAAGCAGAAAGCAUUAGAACUAUCUGCUAAAAUUUCAGAACAUGAUUUAAGGUUUAGAUUGACUCAGAUCAAGAAAUGGUUGAUAAAAGGAGAUUUUGUCAAAGUUCAAAUAAAAGUUGGAAAAGGAGGAAAGGUAGAGCGAGCUGAAGAACUUGAGAAGAUUAUUCUCCAAGAGUUCCAGGAGAUACCAGAGAUACUGGGAACUAGUCAAGCCAAACUAAAGAUUAAGAUAAUCUGAGAGUUCAGUUCCAAGAAGAUUAAAUUCAUCCAGAGAAAUUGUUUUUAAACUUGAAACUUUUUAUUUAAAUUGAAAUAAAUUGUUUAAACUUAA
This is a messenger RNA of Eurytemora carolleeae, 992 nucleotides long. RefSeq names its product translation initiation factor IF-3, mitochondrial (gene mIF3). NCBI's taxonomy places the organism in Eukaryota, Metazoa, Arthropoda, Copepoda, Calanoida, Temoridae. The transcript has 9 exons. Bases 222 to 899 code for a protein of 225 amino acids. Gene Ontology annotation, biological process: mitochondrial translational initiation; ribosome disassembly. The record is from RefSeq and is a predicted model, not a curated record. Gene Ontology annotation, molecular function: translation initiation factor activity; ribosome binding. Gene Ontology annotation, cellular component: mitochondrion.